AUGGCUGCCAACGGUGUGCCCGCUCCUCCCAAGAAGCGUCGAAUUGGUGUCAUGACCAGCGGAGGUGACUCCCCUGGCAUGAACGGCGCCGUGCGAGCUGUUGUUCGUAUGUCCAUCCACAUGGGCUGCGAGUCUUAUGCGAUCUAUGAAGGCUACGAAGGCCUGGUGCAAGGCGGCGAUCUGAUCAAAGAAAUGCACUGGGAAGAUGUGAGAGGAUACUUGUCUCGAGGAGGAACACUGAUUGGCACUGCAAGAUGCAUGGCGUUCAUGGAGAGAUGGGGCCGACUGAAAGCAGCGAAAAACAUGGUUGAGCGCGGCAUUGAUGCCCUUGUCAUCUGCGGGGGUGACGGUAGCUUGACUGGUGCUGACAAGUUCAGAGCAGAAUGGCCCAGUCUACUCAAAGAGCUGGUGGAAACUGGAGAGCUGACCCAGGCAGAAGUUGACCCCUUCCAGCACCUGAAUAUCGUUGGUCUAGUUGGCUCCAUUGACAACGAUAUGUCUGGUACCGACGCUACCAUCGGUUGUUACUCCUCCCUCGAACGUAUCUGCGGCGCGGUCGACGACGUCUUCGACACUGCUGCCUCCCAUCAACGAGGGUUCGUGAUUGAAGUCAUGGGGCGUCAUUGUGGCUGGCUAGCCCUCAUGGCGUCCAUAGCUACAGGCGCUGACUUCGUCUUCAUUCCCGAAAAACCUCCUCGGGUUGGUUGGGAAGAUCAAAUGUGCGAUAUAAUCGCCACCCACAGACGGAGAGGCAAGAGAAGGUCGAUUGUCAUCAUCGCGGAGGGGGCCCACGAUCGAGAACUCAACAGGAUCACUGCGAACCAGGUUAAAGAUCUUCUAACACAGAAGCUCAAGCUUGAUACACGCGUCACGGUUUUAGGCCAUACACAACGUGGUGGACACGCAUGUUUCUACGACCGUUGGCUGUCGACACUGCAAGGCGUCGAAGCUGUGAAAGCUGUCCUAGAAGCUACUCCAAGCACACCCAGUCCAGUCAUAACAAUCCGGGAGAACAAGAUUGAACGCUCCAACCUAAUGGAGACAGUAGCCUUGACCAAGUCGGUUAGUGCUGCUAUCGCGGCCAAGGACUUUGACAAAGCUAUGCAGCUGCGCGACGUCGAAUUCAAGGAAUACUACAACAGUUAUGUCAUCACCACUUCCACGGAUCACCCUGCUCUGCUCUUACCCAAGGAGAAGAGGCUGAGGAUCGCCAUUAUACACGUCGGUGCCCCUGCCGGGGGUAUGAAUCCGGCUACCCGCGCGGCCGUUGCAUAUUGCUUGACUCGCGGUCAUACUCCUAUUGCGAUCCACAAUGGCUUCCCAGGUCUCCAACGACACCACGACGAUAAGCCGCUAGGAUCUGUACGUGAGUGUCGGUGGAUCGACGUAGAUCCAUGGGUCAACGAAGGGGGCUCUGAAAUCGGCACGAACCGUGGACUACCGAGUGCGGACAUGAGGAAAACCGCUGAAUGCUUCGGGAUAUACAAGUUUGAUGCACUGUUUCUGAUUGGUGGGUUUGAAGCUUUCACUGCCGCAAGUGAACUGAGAAAGGCGCGAGAACAGUAUGAGGUUUUCAAGAUCCCGCUGGUUGUGCUACCUGCGACAGUAUCGAACAACGUCCCUGGCACUGAAUACUCUAUCGGCAGUGAUACGUGCUUGAACACGCUGAUCCAAUUCUGCGACGCCAUUCGGCAGUCUGCUUCAUCGUCAAGGCGAAGGGUGUUCGUCAUCGAGACACAAGGAGGUCGGUCCGGUUAUCUUGCGACGAUGGCCGGUCUCUCGGUUGGCGCGCUCGCGGUGUACAUCCCCGAGGAAGGAAUCAAUAUCCAUAUGAUUGCGAGGGAUAUUGAGUUCCUACGAGAGAACUUCAAGAACGAUCAAGGAGCGUCGAGAGCGGGUAAAAUCAUCCUUCGAAAUGAAAGAGCUAGUACCACGUACACGACACAGGUAAUUGCCGAUAUGAUCAAAGAGGAAGCCCGGGGUCGGUUCGAGUCUCGAGCAGCCGUACCUGGUCAUUAUCAACAGGGUGGCAAGCCUUCGCCUAUGGAUCGAAUCCGUGCCCUCCGAAUGGCAAUCAAGUGUAUGCAACAUAUCGAGGACCGGUUUACCGGCAAGUCCAAGGACUGGAUUGCAGACGACCCGUUGUCAGUAGCUGUCAUUGGUAUCCAAGGCUCUGAAGUUGUUUUCACUCCGAUGGGGGGCGCUACAGGUCUGGAAGCUACAGGUACCGACUGGGAGGAUCGUAGGCCUAAGAGUGAAUUCUGGCUGUCGAUGAAGGAGACGGUGGAUAUCCUGAGCGGGCGGCCCCAGCUUGCGGACUGCUGCGAGGAGUGUGGCAAACCCUUGUCUGGUGAGACUUUGAGGCGGACUCUUUCGAAGCAGGUCUAA
Molecule: messenger RNA, 2388 nt
Organism: Fonsecaea nubica
Lineage: Eukaryota; Fungi; Ascomycota; Eurotiomycetes; Chaetothyriales; Herpotrichiellaceae
Product: 6-phosphofructokinase
Exons: 1
Coding region: 1-2388 (795 amino acids)
Biological process (GO): canonical glycolysis; fructose 6-phosphate metabolic process; fructose 1,6-bisphosphate metabolic process
Cellular component (GO): mitochondrion; 6-phosphofructokinase complex; cytoplasm
Molecular function (GO): fructose-6-phosphate binding; monosaccharide binding; 6-phosphofructokinase activity
Source: RefSeq, a predicted model, not a curated record